Messenger RNA from Lathyrus oleraceus (garden pea), 1983 nucleotides. RefSeq lists its product as uncharacterized. The record is from RefSeq and is a predicted model, not a curated record. The transcript is spliced from 3 exons. NCBI's taxonomy places the organism in Eukaryota, Viridiplantae, Streptophyta, Magnoliopsida, Fabales, Fabaceae. The coding region runs from base 1 to 1983 and encodes 660 amino acids.
AUGUCGCAAAACGCGCCUAGUUCGUCCUUCAGGGCACAACAAAUGCCCAUUGGGACACCCCCCCCUGUGGGAAACACUUCUAGGCCUUUCGUAACGAAUUUCACCUUGCCUCCGCCUGGUAGGGAACAGCCCUUCGGAAUGCCAACUUCGGUGAUGGCAAGUUUACAUAAUUCCCCGUUAAUAUAUUCAGAUUCGAUGGCCAACGUGUCUUCACCCUUACAAGGGUCAGGAUAUGGUGGAAACAUGGGUAGAUUGAAUCAACAACCACUUUACGUGCCGCCAAUAACGAAUAAUUCAGCGCAAGUGAUUAGACAGCAGAUGGACGAGAGUAAUCACGAUAUGGUCCAAAUGUUGACGCAACAAAUGGGAGCGGUGUUUAAUCCACUAAUACAGAACACCACUCAAACAAACCAAGUAUUGGCAGCGCAAAUGACGCGCAUUGCUGAUUUCUUUGGAGUCCCUCAAACUCGACACAGAGAGCAAGUGGUUCAUAACCCAGCGGUAGCGGUCCAGGAAGAGCCUACGAUAAACCAGAUACCGUUAGACAAUCCUCAAACGAACGUCAGAAACCAAGAGGAUGUAGUCGAACAGCCUCGUGUCGAAAUCCCCAUUCCACAAGAGCCUAGAAGGAUAGUAAUCCAGAGAGGCCAGGACGCGGAUGCUGUAUUGCAACAACGGAUACGGUAUAAUAAUCCGCCUGUCGAAAACAACUUGGCAGCCAUGGUCGAAACGAUAAUGGCACAAAACGGGAUGAACAUGGGUUUACAAAGGCCUAGUUACGCAUCCCCACUAUCAGAGUACAUUCUGCAAGAAGAACUGCCACCGAGGUGGAAAGUCCCUAAGUUCACAAAGUUUUCAGGGGACACUAGUGAGUCCACUAUAGAACAUGUGGCACGUUAUCUGAUCGAGGCAGGGGAGAUAGCCCGUAACGAAAAUUUGAAAAUAAAAUAUUUCCCUAGUUCUUUAACAAAGAACGCGUUUACUUGGUUUACAUCUUUGCCUGCAAACUCAGUAUACACGUGGACCCAAUUAGAAAGGUUGUUCCAUGAACAAUUCUACAUGGGACAAACGAAAAUAAGCCUGAAAGAAUUAGCCAGUGUCAAGAGAAAACACUCCGAACCAAUAGAUGAUUACUUAAAUAGGUUCAGAUUGCUAAAGGCUAGAUAUACCCAGUAUCUGAGGGAUAUGGCACAAUUAGCGGAUAGAGUGAGACAGGUCGAAAGAUUAAGGGACGAAAAAUUCAGGGCAAAUAAGAAUAAAAAAGAGAGGGUAGCCUACGUAGGGGUUCGCCAAGAUGACGAGUUCGACGAAAACGAACCAAAUAAUUUCGACGAACAAGAGAUCGACCUAGCAGAACUAAAACAAGGCCCGCCUUAUUCGUGUAAAGUACUAACGCCGUCGAACGGAAACCCAGUCGAAGCCAACGAUAAGUUCCCCAAAAGGACUUAUACGUUCGACAUUACUAAAUGUGACGAAAUCUUCGAUCUGUUGGUUAAAGAUGGUCAAUUAAUAAAACCACCAGGCGCUAAAGAACCGCCUGUGGAACAACAGAAAAAGAGAGGGUUUUGUAAGUACCAUAAUUUUCUGGGCCAUAAGACGUCUCGUUGUUUCCUUUUCAGGGAUCUUGUGCAGAAUGCUAUCCGUGACGGAAGGCUCAAGUUCGGUGAUAAACCAAAACAACAAAUGAAGAUCGACUCGAAUCCUAUGCAAGCAGUCGAAGCCCACUACGCUGAACCAUCCGUCAUAAAUAUGGUGGAGGCCAAAGUUGCUCCUGAUGGCAAUUCGGAAAUGGUGGAAGCCCCUGGAAGCUUCGACGCAAAUGUCAACAUGGUCGAGAUUACUGAUGAUCUCGCAAGCCAGAAAAGAAUAGAAACUACUGAAGGUUUCGACAAGAAGACUACGAUAGAGUCAUGGAAAUUGAGGAUGAAGGAGACGAAAUGGAGGAAGAAACAAUGGCACACAAGCCCGUCUGCUACUAUGUAA